This is a messenger RNA of Terrapene triunguis (Three-toed box turtle), 959 nucleotides long. RefSeq names its product NK1 homeobox 2 (gene NKX1-2). Gene Ontology annotation, cellular component: nucleus. Gene Ontology annotation, molecular function: RNA polymerase II cis-regulatory region sequence-specific DNA binding; DNA-binding transcription factor activity, RNA polymerase II-specific. The transcript has 2 exons. The record is from RefSeq and is a predicted model, not a curated record. The coding region runs from base 1 to 855 and encodes 284 amino acids. Lineage: Eukaryota; Metazoa; Chordata; Testudines; Emydidae. Gene Ontology annotation, biological process: cell differentiation; regulation of transcription by RNA polymerase II.
AUGCUGGAAUGUCAGGACAGUGGGGCCAAGGUGGCCCCCAUCCAUCAUAAAAUCUCCUUCUCCAUCUUAGACAUCCUGGAUCCCCAGAAAUUUACCAGGAAAAGCAAUCCGGCGGCACAGAGCAGGGGCAGCAUCUCGCAUUCAGGAGAGCAAGAGAAAAGUUUUGGCAGAGUUGAAGUAGAAAAGGAUACCGCGAAUCAAAGGAGCAGCAGGGAUACACUAGAGGCAUAUGAUGCCAACUCCAAGGGAGAGAGCGAGGCGGCGUCCACACUGGAGGGCUCCGCGUGCGAGGGGGAGGAGCCGGCCCCGGGACCGGACCGGAGCCAGCCCGCAGCAGCCCCACCGCGCUUGCACGACUUCCCCGGCUCGCCUGAUCCGGAGGAGAGAGACGAUCCCGGCUCCCCGCGAGCCUCCAAGCGGCGCCGCGCCGAGCCGAGCUGCGCCAAGCCCCGGCGGGCCCGGACGGCCUUUACGUACGAGCAGCUGGUGGCCCUGGAGAACAAGUUCAGGGCCACCCGCUACCUGUCGGUGUGCGAGCGCCUCAACCUGGCGCUGUCGCUCAGCCUGACCGAGACCCAGGUCAAAAUCUGGUUCCAGAACAGACGGACCAAGUGGAAGAAGCAGAACCCCGGGGCGGACGGGGCGGUGCCGCCGGCAGCCAGCGCCGCGGCGCCCCCUUGCGGAGCAGGCGGCGGCAGCCCCAGCCCGCCGGGCCCUAGCGCCCUGGCCUUCCAGACUUUCCCCUCCUACCCCGCCGCCAAUGUCCUCUUCCCAGCGGCUGCUCCCCUGCCCCUGGCCGCGGCGCCGUUCCUCAGCCCGGCCUACCUGGCCCCCUUCUACACCCCGCACCUCUAAAGAGCCCGCCCGACAAGUUCCAGCCUUCCCCAGCCUCCGCGCCCCUGGGCUGGGGGCAGCCCGCGGGGGCUCAGCACGUGGGUGUGUCUUGCUGCCCCUCCGCC